AGUUAGCAGGAUAAAAAACCCAUUGUGGUGGGGCAGCACCUGCAAUUUCUACAUGCUUCUGUUAAUUCCAAACUUUAGGAAGCAAAAAGGAUUCGGCUCUAAACGCUAGUACGCUACACUAUUGGAAUCUCCAGAAACUACUGAAAGCAGAUCUACGUGAUCCCUCUAACAGGUCUGGUCAGAUCCCAUUCUUCUGCUCUGAGUGAAUUGCUAGCCUACUGCCUCAGCCCCUGGGCCAUGGUACAUCUGAGUAUAGAAGUUGCAGUAUGAGUGUAACUACAUCCACCAACCUCGACAGCCAGCUGACCACUACCUGGGGCCCUACUAACUCCUGCCCUGAUGGUUCAUUUGUGAUGUCUGGUUACACCAGCCGUCUGUGGCCUCAUGAGUCCCAGCCUCAGUUCUGGAGUAAGUACCAAGUGUGGGAGUGGCUGCAGCAGGUCAUGGACAUGCACCAAAUUGAUGCCUCCAGUAUCCCCUUCCAAAACUUUGACAUUGAUGGCCAUCAGCUCUGCAGCCUAAGCUACCAGGACUUCAUCCGUGCAGCUGGCAGCGUGGGACCCAUUCUCUUCCACAGCAUCACAGAGCUCAAGUGGAGCGGCCAGUACCAUGUGGAAAUAGGGCAGCUGGAAAGCAAACAUGAAUUAGACUAUUCUUGUCCAUUUCCAGAUGUCAGCUUUCCAUCUGGAGAAAUUUAUGAUCCCUCGAUUCACCCCCUUGCACCUGCUGCCUCUCCCAGCCCUUCUAGUCCAGAAAUCAAACGGUCUUUCCCCCGUCCACAUCCAGUCAAAAAACACAACCCGAGGGGGACCCACUUGUGGGAAUUUAUCAGGGACAUUCUACUGAAUCCAGACCGAAACCCAGGACUGAUCAAGUGGGAGGAUCGGACAGAGGGGAUCUUUCGUUUCCUGAAGUCAGAGGCAGUGGCACAAUUAUGGGGCAAGAAGAAGAAUAACAGCAGCAUGACUUAUGAGAAACUAAGCCGUGCAAUGAGAUAUUACUACAAAAGAGAAAUCCUAGAACGAGUAGACGGCCGCAGGCUGGUUUACAAGUUUGGAAGAAAUGCAAGAGGAUGGAAAGAGUCAGAGAAGUGAAAGUUUCAUUAAUUUAUGUUUCAUUUGGUGUUGUGUGCUUUAUUAUAGUUUGCAUCGACUGUUGUUGAUAAAGACAUGUCUAAGCUGUUUACAUAUAGUUUGUUCUGUCUGUUUUGUUUUUACUGUUUUGUAUUAUAAUUCAUGCCUUUGUUGUGACGCUGCACUGAAAUAUUCUUAACUGUGCCUUAGUAGCAGUAAAACCUGAAAUACCUUCACUUAAAAUCUAGCUAAAGAAAAAAAAUAAAUAACAAAGCUGCGCUAAAAAAAAAAAAAAAUCCUUAACAAUAAAGAAAACUGUUUUUCUCAGAAGGUACUUUCACCUGCCAAAGGAGCACAUGGCAAUAUAGCGCUCAAAAUACAUGUUGUGUGUUGAGUGUUUUGACACUGAUACUGUGAAGUGUUCUUUGGGAAGGAUGAUUGUUUAAAAGAGAAAAAAAAAAGGAGAAAAAAACCCAAUCGUAAUAGUAGGAAAACAACAUGUCAAAACGACAGUGUAUUGAAGUACCAGGAUCCAUAAACUAGUGAUAAACUAGAAAUAUUUACAGCAACAUGAUGUUAUGGUUUGUCUGUUUUUUAUACCUUUCAUUGCACU
Archocentrus centrarchus (flier cichlid) is the source of this 1686-nucleotide messenger RNA. RefSeq names its product ets homologous factor (gene ehf). Lineage: Eukaryota; Metazoa; Chordata; Actinopteri; Cichliformes; Cichlidae. The record is from RefSeq and is a predicted model, not a curated record. Gene Ontology annotation, biological process: regulation of transcription by RNA polymerase II; cell differentiation. Gene Ontology annotation, molecular function: DNA-binding transcription factor activity, RNA polymerase II-specific; sequence-specific DNA binding. The transcript is spliced from 9 exons. The coding region runs from base 267 to 1094 and encodes 275 amino acids. Gene Ontology annotation, cellular component: nucleus.